Messenger RNA from Pocillopora verrucosa, 2069 nucleotides. Its product is annotated as rRNA methyltransferase 3, mitochondrial. Gene Ontology annotation, molecular function: RNA binding; RNA methyltransferase activity. Gene Ontology annotation, biological process: RNA processing. The record is from RefSeq and is a predicted model, not a curated record. Lineage: Eukaryota; Metazoa; Cnidaria; Anthozoa; Scleractinia; Pocilloporidae.
UAACGAGGAAGGAACGCCUGACGAGGUUUUGCUUCUGUUCGAUCAAUGUUUAUUUGUAAGAGUGUUUCAAGCUUUUCUUACGAUGCACCUGCUUUUUCAAAGGCCUAGUGUAGUAAAACAAACUAGAAUUGCAGCUAAAUUUCUCCCCGCAGUAACUCAGACCGCUCCGUCGAUAAUUCGAGGAAAACAUACCAUCAAAGCUCUUGAAAGUGGCACGCCGCGACUCAGAAUGGCAGCAUCUCUUAACAAAAGGAAACACAGGGAGAAACAUAACCGUAUCGUGGUAGAGGGAUGGAGACUCGUACGAGAAGCUUUGCUGGCCAAAGCUAAGGUGUUGAAUAUAUUUUACACCGAUCCAGCACUGCUUGAUCACAUCGACACUUCGAGUCUACCAUCAAACUGUCUUGCUCAAAUAAGCGAAGAAACAAUGGAGAGUUUAUCAAAUGCUGUCACACCGCCUGGUAUAGUAGGAAUGUUCAAGCGUCCAAGGCAGGGUGAAGGGGGGGAACUGAAGAACGGAAACACUGUGCAAAAUCCAUUGACAGUGUUAUGUGAUGGACUGAAAGACCCAACAAACUUAGGUACAUUGGUGCGGACAUCAGCAGCAGCAGGUUGCCAGUCCUUCAUUACUUCAACUUGUUGUGUUGAUGUGUGGGACCCAAAGGUGUUGCGAUGUGCUGCUGGAGGUCAUUUUUAUCUUCCCAUUCAUUACAAUGUGGAUUGGGAAGAGAUUGAGACAUUCAUUGCAGAUAAAAGGAUUUUUCUUGCAGACAAUAAUAUUUCUGAUGACCUAAGCAUUCCAGCAUCAGAACAUUUCCAAGUGGACUGGACUCUAGGACCCAGUGUUCUGGUUAUUGGUGGUGAGACUACAGGUCUGGGGGAAAUUAUCAAAGACUUAGCUUGUCAAUAUCAUGGACAACUUGUUCGUGUUCCCAUGGCAAACACAAUUGACUGUUUAAGUGCAGCAAUGGCUGGCACAGUUAUUAUUUAUGAGGCUUACAGACAAUUACUUAUCGCUGAACAAGAUAGAUAACACUUGUAAGAAGUGUGAAGAAGUUUAAUUUUUUGAUUUCUUAAUUAAUAUUUUGAUACAAUUCAGACUUGUAAAGUCACAUUCAAUUUCUCUCCAAGAGAGUGGCUAUUGCUGCACCUACUGAUGCAUCUGCAUUUUCAUUCAAAACCAGUGGCAAUUCAAAAACCUGUUCAACUUGUUUCUGUAACACUCUAUUUCUCUUCAAAGCGCUUCCAGCACCAACUAUUUGUCGCACAUCAUGCAAAUGGAGGAAAUCUUGUGUCAUCAUUUCUUUUAUGUUUUCAAUAACUCCUUUAAAAAGAGCCAAACCAACAUCACCAAGUGAGAUAUUUCCUGAUGUUAGGUUGUUCACUUGUCCUCUUUGAUCAGAAGUGUGCCUUUCACCCCAUAAAGUGGGAACUACUUGAAGUGAUGUUGAAGCUCUCUCAUCAGCACAGGCCAGUAUUCUAGAAUAAAUAUCAUCUUUAGAAGGGAGACUCUCUUCCAGUCCAAGAUCUUUCAUCCAUGAUGUCAACAUCUUCACAAAGGUGGCCAAAACGUUACCUCCUGUAACGACAAAGGAAACAAAAGCUGACAGUUAGACCUCCUAGAUUUCUUGGUUUGAUAACAUAACAGUAUGUGACCUUAAGAAUUUUCCAAGAACCCCAAUUGGAUGUAAUUUUUGAUAACAUCAUUGCGACCCAAAGAAAUAUAUUUGGAGAUAGAUAGAAGUAAACAGUGGUGGAUUAAAGAUUUAAUGUUAGCACCAAUACACAUAUGGUACAAGAGGCUGUCCAUGAGUGAAAAGAAAGGUUUUAUACACUCUUUGAACAACAGUACAAACAUAAAUCAAGAAAAUCUGACCAUACCUGAAAGUGAUGCAGCCGUCAUAACUUUUUGUCCUUGAAAGAAUGGAAGAAUUGUAAUUGCUUUACUAGGCAUCUCUGAACUUUGAUAUGAAGAUUUCCCUGCAGCCACAGUGCUGGUAUUAGCAGGAACAACCACAGCCAGUUGGCAGGAUGUUCCAAUGUUAAGAACUGAAAAUUAAAAAAUAUUU